CCGUCCAAGUGUGUUGGGCGCAUAAGGAAAUCCAGGAAAUCCAAAAGUAUUAGACGUGAUACAAUUAAACUCUGCCUCGUUUUCAUCAUUAGGUUGGUACGGCCACCUCUCUUUUCCUCGUUUGCCUCAUCAAGAAAAUCGUUCGCUGGCAAGACCCAAUGCAUGCAGAGAAGACGAACGCUGAUUAAAAAAGAAAGUGCAGCCGAAACGGCCAUGCAUUAAUGACGGGAUUUAUUUCCUAAUUCUGUUUCGUUUUCGAGGAAAAGUCUUGCGGACGGUCGUCCAAUCCUCUUUUACCUAAAUCGUAGAGCUCCUCAUUACGCGCCCAAUACACCUGGACGGAGGGAGUACGUACGAUGCUCCUACCAUUUACCUCCUCUUUUUAUGUCACUAGCUGCUCGCCGUGAUCAUGGCGUGCACGCUCCCCUUACUCCCUAUUUAAGCCGCCCGAUCUCUUGCAAGGAGCCACGGUGACAUACACUGCCUCGUGCGCGUGUCCACUUCCCCGAGAACUCAGUCGUGUAGUGUAAUCGAGCCACAAUCACCAUGCCCUCGCCCGGUAGCUGCAGUCGGCGUAGCGGCGACAGUUUGCUGCUGUCUCGGCCGCCGCCGGUGGCGGACGUGGGCUGCGGGUGCCGCACGCCGAGGGUGCUCAGCUCCAUCUACUCAGCGCUCAUGUCUCGGGCGCGCGGAGGAGGCAGCCGCAAGCCCAAGUCGUCGCACCCGUCGUCCACGUCCACCGCCACCGCCUUCAGCUCCAGCACCACGGGCGGCACCACCGCCACCACGGUCUCGUCCCUGGACGACUCGUGGGGCCUCGCGACCUACGCCGCCAACACGCUCUACGAGGACGACGACCCGGAGGCGAGGCGCCAGCUGAGGCCGAGGAGAAGGACAAGGAGGCACAGGAAGCAGAGGAACCACGGCAGCAGAAGGCCGGAGAGGGGCGUGGCGAUGAUGUCGCGCGGGGGGGAGGAGGAGGAGGAGGAGGAGGCUGCGGUGGCGGUGGAGGUGGAGUCGGCGACGCCGUACGAGGACUUCCGGGAGUCGAUGGUGGCCAUGGUGGUGGAGAAGGAGAUGUACGCGUGGGAGGACCUCAACGCGCUGCUCCACGGGUUCCUCUCGCUCAACUCGCCGCGCAACCACCCGCUCAUCCUCCACGCCUUCGCCGACCUCUGGGCGCCGCGCGGCGGCCUCUUCUGCCCUCCCUCCCCGUGCCUAGGCCUCUAGAGUGGAGGCUUCACGCCGUCAUGCGCCGCCUAGCUAGCCAUACUCCAUUAGCGCCGGCAUAUAUAGCCGUAAAUCUAGCUUAGGCUCUCCAUGGGUUCGAGAUUGUAAUGCACGGUCCCUGGCUAGCUAAUACUACGGCAGCAGAAGGUCCAAGAGGUAGUGUCGUGUAGUUGUUGUCGUUGUAGUACGUGUUUUUUUCCGCAUGUUGUAGUACCUGUUACUCUUCUA
This is a messenger RNA of Hordeum vulgare subsp. vulgare (domesticated barley), 1458 nucleotides long. RefSeq names its product transcription repressor OFP8-like. The record is from RefSeq and is a predicted model, not a curated record. The transcript has a single exon. NCBI's taxonomy places the organism in Eukaryota, Viridiplantae, Streptophyta, Magnoliopsida, Poales, Poaceae. Gene Ontology annotation, biological process: negative regulation of DNA-templated transcription. The coding region runs from base 547 to 1230 and encodes 227 amino acids.